AUGUACAGCGGGGGAAGGUUGUAAAUUCAACAAAUUUACAACCUUCUGAGACAAUGUCUUUCAGAUCUAUCUCUGAAUCAGAAACCUAUAAAUACCUUGGUAUGUCACAGUCGUUGGGUAUUGAGGACGAGGGUAUUAGACGGUCGGUGAAGGAGCGCUUUUUCAGUCGGCUCACAAAAGUUCUUAACAGUCUUUUGUCAGGAGGCAACAAAGUGCGCGCCUUCAACGCCUGGGUAAUGCCCCUACUCACAUACUCCUUUGGCAUACUAAGGUGGACACAGACCGAGCUGGACGCCCUGGAUCGGAGGGUCCGAUCACUGCUCACCGCACAUCGCAUGCUACACCCACGCUCGUCAGUUAUGAGAUUGUACAUCCCACGGAAAUGUGGAGGCCGAGGCUUCCUAAACGCCAAGGAUCUCCACAACCGCGAGGUGUACAAUCUCAGGAAUUAUUUCCUUAACAACGAGUGUGGGAUGCAUCGUGAUGUGGUGGCAGUAGACAGGAACCUCACGCCUCUCUCCUUGGCAAACGAGAACUGGCGCAAACCUGUGGUACUAAGUACUGCGGCUCGCAAGGCGGCAUGGGAGAGUAAGGUGCUACACGGGCGGUUUUACAAGGCCCUCACGGGACCCGAUGUAGACCUGCUCGCGUCGGUGAACUGGUUACGAUUCGGGGACCUCUUCGGAGAAACCGAGGGUUUUGCCUGUGCAAUUGCGGACGAAGUAAUGAUGACGAACAACUAUCGGAAAUAUAUCCUGAAGGACGGUACGGUCGACAUUUGUCGGGCAUGCCGCCGUCCCGGAGAGUCACUCAGGCAUAUCAUUUCCGGUUGCUCUCAUCUUGCUAACGGCGAGUACUUGCACAGACAUAACCUCGUAGCCAGGAUUAUUCACCAGCAGCUUGCUCUUCUAUACGGCCUUGUGGCCCGCGAAGUACCGUACUACAAGUAUUCACCUGCGCCAGUUCUCGAGAAUGGUCGUGCCACGCUCUAUUGGGAUCGAUCUAUCAUCACUGACAGGACUAUUGUAGCCAAUAAGCCUGACAUUGUGAUAAUAGAUCGAGCGCAACGCCGGGCCGUGCUCGUUGACAUCACCAUCCCCCAUGAUGAGAAUCUCGUGAAAGCCGAGAAGGACAAGUCCAGUAAGUACCUAGACUUGGCUCACGAGAUAACCGCCAUGUGGGAUGUUGAUUCGACGAUCAUUGUCCCGAUAGUUGUAUCAGCGAACGGUCUAAUAGCGAAGAGUCUCGACCAACAUCUUGAGAGACUCUCGCUAGGUGGUUGGAUCAAGGGUCAGAUGCAGAAGGCGGUGAUCUUGGACACGGCGCGGAUAGUCCGUCGGUUCCUCUCUCUGCAGCCCUGACCACCGGCAGCUUGGGCCUUGCCCCGCUGCUGGCGGCACCCUAGGUUAGGUUUUUUUAUAAUAUGUUUAUAAGUAUUUUGUAUUGUUUUUUGUUUUUAUAUUUUACUUUUAUAUUCAUAUUAUAAAAAAACCUAACUUAAGAUGAAAGAUAAAUAAAGA
Molecule: messenger RNA, 1520 nt
Organism: Cydia amplana
Lineage: Eukaryota; Metazoa; Arthropoda; Insecta; Lepidoptera; Tortricidae
Exons: 2
Coding region: 54-1361 (435 amino acids)
Source: RefSeq, a predicted model, not a curated record